This is a messenger RNA of Aspergillus heteromorphus CBS 117.55, 1611 nucleotides long. Its product is annotated as MDR family MFS transporter. Gene Ontology annotation, biological process: transmembrane transport. Lineage: Eukaryota; Fungi; Ascomycota; Eurotiomycetes; Eurotiales; Aspergillaceae. The transcript has 4 exons. The record is from RefSeq and is a predicted model, not a curated record. Gene Ontology annotation, molecular function: transmembrane transporter activity. The coding region runs from base 1 to 1611 and encodes 536 amino acids.
AUGGAGGACGAAUCCGUUUACCCUUCGUUCCGACAGUCAUUACUCGUGACAAUCAGUCUUUGCCUCACACUUUUGUGCGUCUCUUUGGACGAAACGGUUCUCGCGACGGCCAUCCCGCGUAUCACAGAUCAGUUUCAUUCCCUGAACGAUGUCGGGUGGUACGGAAGUUCGUAUCUGUUCGUGUUUACAGCAACCCAGAUGGCCUGGGGGAAGAUGUACACGAUGUACCCAGCCAAGUGGGUGUUCCUGAUCGGGGUGGCGAUAUUCGAGAUCGGAUCUCUGGUCUGCGGAGUGUCUCCCAGCUCGGGUGCCCUGAUUGCGGGCCGCAGCAUCUCAGGACUGGGCGCUGGCAGCAUCAACGCCGGCGCUGUCGUGAUCGUGACCAACACCAUUCCUGUGCGAAAGCGGCCGAUCUACCUGGGCUGUCUGGGGUGUGUCCAUGGGCUAGUCAGCGUGUCGGGGCCAUUGAUUGGGGGUUUGCUGACGGACCAUGCCUCGUGGCGAUGGUGUUUCUAUCUCAAUCUGCCCAUCGGAGCAAUCACCAUCCUGGGCAUCAUUUUCUUUCUGUCGGCUAACCAACCCCCGUCGGGACAUCUCAGCUGGAGGGAAAAACUUCAGUCCAUGGAUCUUCUGGGCUCGGCGUUCUUUAUUCCUGGGAUCGUCACGCUUCUGCUAGCCCUGGAAUGGGGAGGGUCACAGUAUGCCUGGGACAAUUGGAGGAUCAUCCUUCUCUUCAUCCUGUCCGCCAUCUUGCUGAUCGUCUUUGCCGGCGUUCAGAUUCGCGCCCCUCAGGGUAAAGCGACACUCCCCCCUCGCCUGGUUUCAAAUCGGAAUAUCCUGGGUCUUAUCGGCUAUAUUGUUGGUAACAGUGGGGGGUUGUUUGUCUUUGUGUACUAUCUGCCAAUUUGGCUCCAAGCCAUCAAGGGGUUCUCGGCCUCCAAGUCAGGUCUUUCAAUCUUACCCACCCAGUUAGGGGUGGUGAUUGCAUCUCUAGCUGGCGGGGUCUUAGUCACUUUCGUCGGAUACUACACGCCCUUUCUGAUUAUAUCCUCCCUAAUGGCCGUCGCUGGCGCCGGCAUCCUGAGCUCCCUGCAUCCGUCCUCCAGCCUCGCAAGCAUCCUGGGGUACCAAGUGGUGCUGAGUCUGGGCAUCGGGCUUGGAUCGCAGAACGCCAUGGUCGUGCCGUCCGUGGUUUGCGCCCCGGACGAUGUAGUCACGGCCAUUGCGAUGCUCUGCUUCCUGCAGAUGCUGUCCAGCUCGGUCGCUCUGUCCAUUGGACAGACAGUUUUCCACAACCGGCUGGUGGCCAAUUUGCAUCGCAGCGCCCCGUCCGUGGACCCCUCCCUCGUUGAAGAAGGGGCGACGCUGCUCCGCGAUCGCGUUCCAUCGGAGCUUUUGCCGUCUGUUCUUGGGGCGUAUAGCAAGGCUGUCUCGCAGACCUUUUACGUCGGGGUGGCCAUGUGUGCGCUGUCGCUUCUUGGGUCGGCCUCCAUGCAGUGGAAGCGAGUCCCUGGCAAGAAAGAUGCGGCAGAGGAGGAGAAGGAGGAAGAGUCGCGCGACAGUGAUACCCCUGCACCACCUGCGACAGAAGAGAAGACGUGUAAGCAAUAG